GUAAAACUUGAAGGUAUAUAAGGAUGGAUGGAGGAGAUUGUUUAUUUACUAGAUGAAAAAAGGUUAGUCAAUUCUUGCCUGACGCCAUUUUCAUCACAUAAAAUACGUGCCAAGUAUGGUAUCACAGAAUUUUUAUACUUAGACGUGCGAGCAUACAGUUUUCUGAAGUUACUUCUUGUUCUACCUGAGGAGAUGCAAGGUGAAAGCUGAGGGUGAAGUGGAUGCUCCAAGUCAGACAAAAUCCCUUUAGCAAAUUUAUUGCAUGAGGUCAAGUGCCUAUCAACAACGACGUUAACUAUGUGGUCCACUGGGACACCACUCAUCCUACUGACAGUCUUCAGCAUUCUACGAAUUGUGACAUAGUCCUUUUCAAGCAAACCAGGAAAGAAUAAGGGUGAACAAUAAAGAAGAAUAG
Messenger RNA from Trichobilharzia szidati, 415 nucleotides. NCBI's taxonomy places the organism in Eukaryota, Metazoa, Platyhelminthes, Trematoda, Strigeidida, Schistosomatidae. The record is from the annotation of a GenBank genome assembly.